This is a messenger RNA of Limanda limanda (common dab), 2023 nucleotides long. RefSeq names its product tripartite motif-containing protein 16-like. Gene Ontology annotation, molecular function: zinc ion binding; protein binding. The transcript is spliced from 7 exons. The record is from RefSeq and is a predicted model, not a curated record. Lineage: Eukaryota; Metazoa; Chordata; Actinopteri; Pleuronectiformes; Pleuronectidae. Bases 70 to 1548 code for a protein of 492 amino acids.
UCCUGUCUGGCGCGGGCGGAACUUCUGCAGACCCUGGUACCAGGAGCAGAGGAGCAUCUGUCCCGAGUCAUGAACUCCUCUCUGUCCGAGCUGCUGAGGGACGCACAGGGGAGACAGGAUGGACCGGGAUCAGGAUCGGGACCGGGACCGCAGAGACCCCGCCCGAGGCACGGUGACCCCGGGACAGAGGGGGGGAGCGCUCGGUGCCGCAGACACGACAGCCCGCUGGAUAUCUACUGCUGCACCGACCAGGAGAUCAUCUGUGAGCGGUGCGCUUCACACGAGCACCGGGGACACCGGAUCGGCUGCGUGCAAGAGGAGCGGAGGAGGAAACAGGAGGAGCUGAAGAAGAUCCAGACCAAGUCCAAACAGAUUCUGCUCAAACGAAAGAGGAAAUUUAGAAACCUGAAGAAGAUCCUGGAACAGAUUCCGGACGAGGCGAUAAAAACGGCAGACUACUGUGAAGCCGUGCUGGUCAGUGUCAUCGACUCGCUGCAGAGACAUUACUUCUCAGUGAGGGAGCUGAUUGGAGCCCAGGGGGAGGCGGCGGCGGCUCGGGUGCACGGCUCCAUGCAGACCCUGGAGGCCGAGAUGGAGGAGAUGGGAAAGCGGGAUGAAGAGCUGGAACGUCUUGCGCGGACAGAGAGAGAUGUCUGUUUCCUGCAGAAAUGGCCGUCACUGCAGCCUGUCAUUGAAGAUGAGCACCUCCAGCCUUUGGAGGAGGCCUCAGAGGACCCGCUCCUCCCCUUCCAGUUCACAAGAACAGCUGUCGAGCGGAUCGGGAGGCAGAUGGAGGAAUUAUGGAACAAUGAGUUUUCCUUGAUUUCUGAAAAUGGUGACAGAGGAGAGCAACAGGAGUCAGCAGAGGAGACAGAGGAGACUGACAUGGAGCAAGAACAUGAAGCCAGUGUCUCCCAGUUCCACAAUUCCUCAGGAGGUCACAGCUCUCUGACAGAACCGGCCAAGGAGCCGACCACCAGAGCAGAGUUUCUCCACUACGCGUGUGACCUCACCCUGGACCCCAACACAGCUCAUGAGGACCUGGAUGUGUCUGUCGGAGGCAAAGAGGUGAAGCGGAAGACUCAGAUAUUAGCAAGCUCUGUUCCACCGCUCCGUCACCCGGAGAGGUUCACCCACCGGCGGCAGGUGCUGUGCAGAGAGGGACUGCAGGCCGAGCGCUGCUACUAUGAAAUCGAGGUGGAAGGCGACAAGCUGGAGAUCGCCCUCGUCUACAAAGGCAUAGAAAGAAAAUCCAGCACCAAGCUGUCGGCCUUUGGGUGCACUGCGGCCUCCUGGAGCCUCGAUCUAUCUGCGUACUACUCAGUGAGUCACAAUAGCGACAGCGUUCAGCUCACACGUCGCCCCGGUCACCGCAGGCUCGGGGUUUAUCUAAAGUUCAAGGAGGGGACUCUGUCCUUCUACGAGGUGUCGGAGAGUAUGAUCUUUCUUUACAAGGUGGAGGCCAAGUUCACCGAGCCGCUGUAUCCAGGCUUCUGGCUCGGAAAGAACUGUUCCAUCAGGAUCUGUGAUUUGACACAGGAUAUAUGAUGAAGGAUUUAGAGGUUUAUAAACACCCGGUGCCAGUUUCCAGGAGGUUCAUAUCUCAGUUUCCUUGUGUAAAACUAGUGUGACUUAUUUAUUUUUUGAUUUAUUCCUUUUGAUACAACUAUGUGCUUUUCAUCACAUUUUUUAUAAGGUGUCUGUUGCUAGUAGAUAAAUAUAUCGCUGUGCACUUCACUCAUGCCAACACAUGAGCAGCUUGUGGCAAAUUGCUUUGGGGCAAAUGACCAUAUUUUCUAGUUGUCUGUCUUUCAUAAGGGAACAUUUAGGCUAAAAUACAUAUAUAAGUGAAUUUAUUAUCUUUUAUUUUAUUUGAAUGUGUUACUUAGGUCAUGCCCCACCCCUUACUAAAAUGUCAUGGAAUUCAGUUGAGUGUGUUUCAUGUAAUCCUGCAAACAAACAAACAAAAAAAUUAAAAUAUAACCUUGGUGGUGACCGUUACCAGAAAAAUUCACAUAUCCAA